Molecule: messenger RNA, 453 nt
Organism: Monoraphidium neglectum
Lineage: Eukaryota; Viridiplantae; Chlorophyta; Chlorophyceae; Sphaeropleales; Selenastraceae
Exons: 2
Coding region: 1-453 (150 amino acids)
Source: RefSeq, a predicted model, not a curated record
AUGCAGGGCGCGGUUAUGAGGCUGCAGCAUUCGAGUGUGCUGCCACGGACGGGUGGAUCUCGUGCCCAGCAGCAGCGGCGCGUCCUCGCCGGCGCGGCACGCACGCAGCGGCCAGGGCACCAGCAGCAGGACGCGGCCGGUCACAGCCAGCAGCAGCGCGCCGCGGCGCUCUCGCUCGCCGCGGCGCCCGCGCUCGCCGCGCUGGCUGCACCGCUGGCGGCGCUCGCAGAGGAAGCGGCCGUGGAGGCGGCCGCGGCGCCCGCCGCAGAAGAGGUCAGCCCUGCUUUCUAUGCGCUGGCAUUCAGCCCCAUAGUCAUCUACGGCCUCUUCACGGUUUUCAGGGCCAAGGUCAAUCCUAAGGCCAACAUUGGCGACCUGCUGUACAUCAUCGGCGCCGUCGCAGUCUUUGGCAACAUCGUGUCCAUCCUCAUCUUCAAGACCCGCUUCUUCUGA